AUGUUUUUCUCUCGAACGCGACUGAACAAUUAUUUCGGACGAUUUGUCAACGACCUGCUAAAAUGCAACUGCCAGGAAUGCAGAAUAGCGAAGGAAGUUGACAUGGAUAUAAUGGGGAUUUCAGGCAUGAAAACCCUACUUCAGGGCCACCCAUGGAUCCUCGGCUUCAUGAUAUACCUUGGAAAGCUGCAUUUCAUAUACUAUUGGAUCAAGUGGGGAUUCUUCGACUCCCGAGGAGUACUCAAGAACGCAAUCCUGGACGAUGCGCUUGUAAAAAAAGAUUUGAUCCAGACAGAACCUGAUCGAUUGAUUUUCCAAAAGGCCUACAACCAUGCCAUUUCCAUGUUCUUCCCAAUGUCCUUCCAGAUCGAAAACAAUGAGGCUUGCCCCUACCGCUAUCUUCCUGAAUCUCGCAGGUUCCCAUACUCUAGGGAGGAACCAAUAUCAACAAAAGGGUUCUACGGCGUCAUGACCAAAGUGGAGAUAGUUCCAGAAUAUCUGGAUAGAAGGAUCGUUGAUCUCGUUGUGGAAAGAUACCCUACCUCAGGGACUGAUGCCGGGAGUGAUCGAAAGCUCUUAUUUGCGCUAAAGUCAGUAAGGAUACAGGAUUCUGAGUCGCCGCUGAAGAGUAUGGAGCGCAAUGUGCUAGACAUGGUUUCGCGAAUCGAAAGGCCCGCCUCAGAAAACAUGAUUACUCUUUUGUUCGCGUACAAAUGGAAGGAUCAGAUACAUUUCCUUUUUCCAUUUAUCGAAAUGAAUCUGGAUGACGUGUUGCGACAAAGGAAGUGCCCCCGGAACUGUUCAUCAAAACUUGGACCAGACGAACAACUCCCCAAUCACUGGCUAUGGAGUGAGAUGAAGGGUGUUUGUUAUGCUUUAAGUGUUUUUCACAAGAUGAUAAAAAGUCCCUUCGAUAACAAUAAAGGAAUUGUUAUCGGUCUACACUUUGACCUAAAACCAGCAAAUAUCCUUGUUACUAUGGAUGGGAAACUCAAGAUAACCGAUUUCGGGCAGUCUAUUAUCCAGAUUCUCGGAAAGGAGGAAAAUAUGACUGUUCCUCACAAUCCAGGAGAUUCUCGAUACGCAGCCCCGGAAUCUCGUCCAACUCUAGAUUACGACAAGGACGACCCAAAAGACAUAGAGGUGCUUCUCAAUUACGAUGUGUGGUCAAUGGGAUGCAUCAUGGUCGAGGUUCUCAUCCACAUGUUACACCUACAAACCCUCGAGACAUUUGACCAGAAACUCGCCGAGGAGCAACAUAUUGGGUUUUUCACAGGAUCCGACUUAAAACAAUGUGUUGAUUCAUUUCUGAAGGACCUUCAAGAAAUGUUCCGCAAUACACACCAGGGACAUUAUAUGGUGACAUUAUCGGAACUGAUCCGCAGAAUGCUGAGCCAUGAUAUAAAAAAGAGACCAUUUUGCUGGGAAGUGUUUGACGAGCUUGGAAGAGCGGAGAAGGAGUUGAUGGAUCCAUCUACACUGCGCGAUCGGAUCACCCCGGCGGUAAAGGCACACAAUCUAUCAGAUGGGGCAGGGUUCAAGGAGCUAGGAUGGGACAAUGGCCAAUCAAUAGUCUCAUUUGCAGACAAAGCAGGAAUCACUGUAGAGCUGGUCUAUCAACACGAUGGGCAUCGCGAGGAACAACCAAGACCUUGCCGGAUACGACUCUUCCGAGGAACUCCAAGACAGAAGCAAGGCCCAUUGGAGAUCGCUCUGGUUUGGGGGCUUGAUCAAGGAGGAAAGGUAGAUGUGCAGGAGAAAAGAGUCGAGUUGUCGAGGUGGUGCUUUUCACCCACCUACCUCUUCCGAGAUGAGACCAACGGUAAUGGAAGGUUCGAGUGCAGACUCUUACCAAUAAUGGGGCUUCCCGGUCAACGACAAUCAUUUGACCAGGUAUUCAUUUUCCAAUUCGAGUCUCUUGAAGUGAACGACGGUCACAAAGUAUUCAAAAACGGCGAGAACUUUCCGGGCAAGCAUUGCGUCAAUAUCGUCAACAACGACGCUACAAGGCACGAAUCAUAUUUAGUCUGGCAACUACCACCACAACCAGCAUGGCAGUCUCAAAGCCUGAGCGAGACACCGCAUGCGUCGUCGUCUAUCUUGCUCGGGGCCGACUACCAGAAGACUCCGGGAGUGGAGAAUAAGGACUCCUUCAAGGUGGAGGGCUCCUUCAUUCUGACCCACUACCAGAUUUAA
Molecule: messenger RNA, 2196 nt
Organism: Fusarium graminearum PH-1
Lineage: Eukaryota; Fungi; Ascomycota; Sordariomycetes; Hypocreales; Nectriaceae
Exons: 6
Coding region: 1-2196 (731 amino acids)
Biological process (GO): protein phosphorylation
Molecular function (GO): ATP binding; protein kinase activity
Source: RefSeq, a predicted model, not a curated record